UCACGCUAUCCAGGAUAAAAUUUGGACCAGUCUGAUUUGCCUGCACAUCGAAAAACAAAAGCUUCCAAUUUCAAAAUUUUAUCAAAACCAGUGUAAAAGUAAAGCAAUCAAAGAGUAAUAUUCUAUGACACAGAGACUUGGAUAUUUUAAUUUGAAUACAUCAGGAAAAUAUAACAUAUGUGCGACGACAGGAGGUGAACCUUUGCCUUUCGGGUAGCAAUUCGGUUUGCCCCUAAACGCCUCUCCCGGUUGCUCAUACACGUGUGUCCGUCAUGGCGGCUCCCCAGCAGACCUGCAGCUUCUUCGUGCAGAAGAAGAAGCGUUUCUGUAAGAUGGUCGUGGGGAAAGGGAAGCGUUUCUGCGGAGAACAUGCCACCAUGGAGGAGGAGGGGGGCAGCAGCAGGAGGAUCGUCUGUCCUCUGGACCCUAAACACACCGUUUUUCAAGACAAACUGGAGAAACACCUGAAGAAAUGCAACUCCAGAGAGAAACCCAAACCUGUUUAUUAUGUGGAGAACAUCAACGCAGGACCAGCUGAAGGAGAUCAUACCAUUCCACAGGUGAGUCUGUCUGAUCGGAGCAGGACGGAGUUGGAGUCUCUGUUGGACAAACUGAAGAAGGUCGUAGAAGGACUGCAGUGUGACGUGAAGGACGGCAUCCUGUCUCAUCCUGUCGUGCUGGAUGAACUUACCAACCCGAAGAACGGAGACUCCGCCCACAAACACCUGAGGCAGCAGUCUUCCAUCCUAGGUCACCUGGAGGAGCUGGGGCUGCUACGGAGGGGGCAGUGCUUCGUGGAGUUUGGCGCAGGCCGAGGGAAGCUGUCUCACUGGAUCCACGAGGCCUUAAAAACCAGAGAGGAACCAAAGAGCGGUGAGAAGCCCGAGGGCAGCAAGGAACCAAGGACCCAGGAGGAACUGAAGACAUGCAAGCAGCCAGAGACUCUCAAGGAGUUGGAGACUUGUGAAGAGGCUAAGACUCCCGAGAAGCCAGAGCCCAAUGAGGAGCUGCAAAUGUUGCUGGUGGAGCGCUCCAGCACUCGCUUCAAGGUGGAUGGGAAACACCAGGAUGCCGGAGUUCCAUUUGAGAGGCUGCAGGUGGACAUUCAGCACCUGGAUCUGAGCAAAGUUCCUCUGCUGCUACAGAGGAAGCUCCCUCUGGUCGGCGUUGGGAAGCACCUGUGUGGAGCAGCAACAGAUCUGGCUCUGCGCUGCAUGUUGGGAACACCUGGAGUCGGAGCAGAGACUGAGCCUCCUCCGAAACGCCUCAAACCAUCAGAAGAACCGAGGGUAGGCCCGGAGUCGGGUCUACCAGGCCUAGAAACUGGUGGGGGUCCUGAUGCUGUGCUGGGCCUGGCGGUGGCGCUGUGCUGUCAUCAUCGCUGUGAGUGGCGUCACUAUGUUGGCCAGCAGUUCUUCCUGCAGAGAGGACUCGGAGCGGCAGAGUUCUCUGCCUUCUGCCGGAUGUCCAGCUGGGCCACAUGUGGACUCAGACUAGCCAAUCAGGAGAGUCCGUCACAGGAGCCAGCCAAUCAAAGAGGGGACGAUGACGAGCACGAACCAGCUGAGGAGAGAGACACUGUUAGCGGGUUUCUGUCGGCGGCGGAGCGCGAGCGCAUCGGCCGUCUCUGUAAACUCCUGAUCGACGCCGGCAGAUGUCACUUCCUGCAAACCAGAGGGUUCACCAGCAAACUGACUCGAUAUGUGAGCAGUCAUGUGACCCUGGAGAACAUUUUACUGACUGCCGUGCCCCGCCCCUCCCCCUCUUCCUGAUUUUUAUUCACAUUUUGAAGAAAAGAUUUCAGUUUCUUUUAUUUCUGGUAAAAGCUGCAGCUGAAGUAGGAGCGGCACACUUGUCUUUCUACAAAAGUCUUUGUUUUAUUAAAGUGAAACUGUGGACAUUGGCAUGUUUCUAAAGUGUCUAUUAAAGCUUUUUCAGUUUCUUAUUUCUGCCGUUUUCGGCCUUUGAGCCUGGUUUUUCAUCCCAACGGCUCCAGCCGUCAGAGGAACCUGAAAGGCUGACGUCCUGGAAGCAGUUUUCCUGUCGUCCUACGCCUGCUGCUGCAGAACUUUCAAAAUAAAAGCACUUAAAAGCCACAUGAAGAAGUGAGGACAGAUGGGUUAUUUUACAGUGACGGGUCUUCGUUGGUCUCUGAAACAUGAAGAACAAAAACGGAAUUUAGACAAAUCUGUUGUGGUGGUAGUGGUGGCAGCGUUAUUCAGGCGGGGAAGAAGUCACUGCAUUAGUGAUGCAGUUACGGGUUUUUUUUCCUGUUAGAUGAAGAUUGGCAUGGCUGCAGGUGUCAGAAGAUCUGCAGUUGUUACAUCUACAGGUGUCAGAGAGCAGUGUUGUGCAUGAACGAGUUCAAAUGAAUGCACGCGUUCAUUGAACAUGUUCCUUUCUGUGAGAUCCUUUAAACUGAACGCAACAUAUUUGCAAAUAAAGAAC
Molecule: messenger RNA, 2448 nt
Organism: Cololabis saira (Pacific saury)
Lineage: Eukaryota; Metazoa; Chordata; Actinopteri; Beloniformes; Belonidae
Gene: trmt13
Product: tRNA methyltransferase 13 homolog
Exons: 11
Coding region: 273-1772 (499 amino acids)
Biological process (GO): tRNA methylation
Source: RefSeq, a predicted model, not a curated record